Molecule: messenger RNA, 2211 nt
Organism: Dissoconium aciculare CBS 342.82
Lineage: Eukaryota; Fungi; Ascomycota; Dothideomycetes; Mycosphaerellales; Dissoconiaceae
Product: ATP-dependent DNA helicase
Exons: 4
Coding region: 209-1723 (504 amino acids)
Biological process (GO): double-strand break repair via homologous recombination
Cellular component (GO): cytoplasm; chromosome
Molecular function (GO): four-way junction helicase activity; nucleic acid binding; ATP binding
Source: RefSeq, a predicted model, not a curated record
AACCUCAACAACAUGUCAACGGCACUCUCAGGCCUUUCAGCAAGAAGCCUCGUACGCGACAUUCGAGAUUUGAUUAUUGGGUGAUAACAGAGCAUUGUUUUCCUCGUGAGAGAAUGAUUCUUAUCCGCCGCUCGAGAUUUACGCAUUCUCUGUCCAGCACAGUCUGCAAAGAGGGACAGAUUGAUCCUUCAUAAACUCGCCGUCCGCGAUGCCCGGGCCUUCUAGAAAGAGGUCCGGUAGUAAAGUCCGACCUGAUCUCGAUUUCACCCUCCGCAAGAUUUUCGGCAAAGAUAGCUUCAGACCAGUCCAACGUGAAGUCAUCGAAGCUGCCCUCGCCGGUCACGAUGUCUACCUUCAAGCAGCUACAAGUUUCGGCAAAAGUCUCUGCUUCCAACUCCCCGCCGUUGUGGAUUUUGGAAUCACAAUCGUCAUCUCGCCCUUAUUAGCACUGAUGAGCAAUCAAAUGGCCGGGCUCCGCGCAGCCAACAUCCGAGUCGAAACGCUCAACAGCAGCACGCCAAUGGAAAAAAAGGACCUCAUCAUGGAUGACCUCAAAAGUGGCCAUCCGAUGACCCGCUUGCUGUAUGUCACGCCGGAGUAUUGUCUCGGAGAACGAUUCCGGGACACGAUGAAGAUUGUCAAUGGGCAGCAGGAGCUGGCGAGGAUCGCAAUCGACGAAGCUCAUUGUAUCAGUGAAUGGGGCCACGACUUCCGUACCGCCUUCAAAGAACUUAAAUGGUUCAAGAAAGAAUUCCCCAACGUUCCCAUGAUCUGCUGCACCGCGACCGCCACCGCCCGGGUCCGCGAAGACAUAAUCACCACCCUGAAUCUCAACCACACGACCCUGAAAUCCUUCACCAUGACCACCGCGCGUCCUAACCUACACUACGAAGUCCGCUACACCUCCUACUCCGAAGACCGCUACACCAGCGAUUUCCUCCCCUGGCUCCGCGCAAUCCACACCCGUCGCCAGACCCACCCGGCGCGCUCCGCCGAACUCCUCGCGGCCUCCGAACGCCCCACCAACGUCUCCGGCAUAAUCUACACCCUGACCCGCGCCGAGACGGAACACCUCGCCGCACGCCUGACCGCUGACGGAAUCGGCGCCAAACCCUACCACGCGGGUCUCCACUCCGACCUCAAAGCCGCGCAUCUCGCAGGCUGGGUGGCGAACAAGCCGGGCCACGACAUCAUGGUCGCGACGACGGCGUUCGGGAUGGGCAUCGACAAAGCCAACGUGCGAUUCGUCGUGCAUUGGAGUCUUCCCAAGAGCUUCGAGGGGUAUUACCAGGAGGCCGGGCGGGCGGGGCGGGAUGGCAAAGCGAGCGUGUGUCGGUUGUAUUAUAGUCGCGAAGACCGCGACCGGGGCGUUGCGCUUUUCACGAGGGAGCAGCAGCGGAAUUCGCAUGCUGCGAAGAAUUCUUCUGGUGGUGGGAUGACGGCGUCGGGCCGGCAGAGCGUGGAGAUGAGGGGGCGGAGUUUACAGGCGCUGAUUGCCUAUUGCGAGAACGUCGGCGCGUGCAGGCAUAAGUUGAUUGCGAAGUAUUUCGGGGAAGAAGAAGGGGAUGGUAGUGGUACGGCGGUAAAGUGCGAAUGGGCGUGCGAUUGGCAUAAGGACCCGGGACUACUCAAACGAAGGAAGGAGCUUGGUCUGGCGGACGAGGAGUGGUGUGCGACGCAGCGCGAGACGGGGGCUUAUGGGGAGUACGACGAUUAUGACUAGACUUGCGCGAGAUGGACGACGAAGCAUUCAAGCUCUAAAUUAUAUGGCCUCGGAAUCUCUGGAUUCAAAGCGAAAGUGCGGGUUUCAUAAGCUUUUCAAAGCCUUUAGGAUUGGAUUGGCAUUCAUCGUCAGGAAGAAAUGUCAUCGCACAUGUGGCAACAUCCGAUUGAGCCAGUCGGCUAGCUCCUUCCUUGCCGAAGGAUCGGAGGCGGGCAAUGAAGAUGCAGGAAGGAGCACAUCAGUCCAAUCCUGCACCUCAUUGAUCUUAUAGCCCACCAGAAUCUCGCUCAAGUGAGAAGCCAAUGAGGAAGGGUCUGAAGGAGGAGAAGGGCGCUCGUCCGAAGUUUCAGAUGAGAGCUCCGAAGUAUCUGCAACUCCGGUGAUCUCACCAUAGCGCGCGGUGAUCUCGACGUUAUGGAGCGAUUCGCUCAGAGCACCCCUCGUGUUCAAGGUGAAUUGCGGAGUCUGGAGGAAUUUCCAUUCGGGAG